This is a messenger RNA of Anoplophora glabripennis (Asian longhorned beetle), 3046 nucleotides long. RefSeq names its product calpain-B. NCBI's taxonomy places the organism in Eukaryota, Metazoa, Arthropoda, Insecta, Coleoptera, Cerambycidae. Bases 218 to 2815 code for a protein of 865 amino acids. Gene Ontology annotation, molecular function: calcium ion binding; calcium-dependent cysteine-type endopeptidase activity. Gene Ontology annotation, biological process: proteolysis. The record is from RefSeq and is a predicted model, not a curated record. The transcript is spliced from 17 exons. Gene Ontology annotation, cellular component: cytoplasm.
GCUUAUGACGUUUAUUUCUCAGUUCUCUGCUUAGCUCAAAAUAAUUUUUGCUAGUCUUUUAACGAAACCUAAAACAAUUGUUAAAGUUUACGCAAAAGUAUCGUGCUUUCGUUUUCAUUUCGAGUUUUUUUGUGAUGUUAUAGGAGUGGAUUGUAGUGUUAAGUAUAAAUAAUUAACUUACUUCCCACAUUUUAUGGGACAGUAAAGCUACGCGAAGAUGCACCAACCACCCUACCCGGUAAUUCCUUACCAACAAUACAACAAUGCCUACCCUACCAUCCACUACCAGCAACCACCCAGCGCCGCGAACGGCUACGGUUGGCACGGCAACGGUUACGGCUGGCAGCUGGACCCCAAGUCCUGGCAAACCCCGCCACUGUACCCGUCCCUGGAUGACGAAGUGGUCGAGGAGCCCCUGAUCCAGGCCGAAAAGGUCACCAAACAGAACGCUUGGUGUGAUCUUUAUUUUGCGAACGGCAAGCAGAACCUUUCUCAAGCAUUUACCCCGUAUGGUGAAAAAGGUUCCGGGACUCAAGCCAAGACUGAUCAGUUGCAAGACUUCUAUGCUCUACGCGAGCAAUGUCUCCAGGAAGGUACUCUGUUCGAGGACAGAGAAUUCCAAGCCACAGAUUCUUCCCUUUUCUAUAGCAAAAGACCCGAUAGACAUUAUGAGUGGAAACGACCAAGCGAAAUUGUAGACAAUCCCCAAUUUUUUGUAGAGGGUUACUCUAGAUUUGACGUUCAACAAGGAGAAUUAGGUGACUGUUGGCUUUUGGCAGCUGCCGCUAACUUAACUUUGUACAGACGUCUGUUUUUCCAAAUCGUACCUGACGACCAAGGGUUUGAUGAUAAAUAUGCUGGCAUAUUCCACUUUAGAUUUUGGCAGUACGGGCGUUGGCUAGAUAUAGUUAUAGACGAUAGGUUACCCACCUACAGGGGUCAAUUGAUAUAUUUACAUUCGACGGAAGAAAACGAGUUUUGGAGUGCCUUACUUGAAAAAGCCUAUGCGAAACUUCACGGUUCUUACGAAGCGCUUAUGGGUGGUUCCACGUGCGAGGCCAUGGAAGAUUUCACCGGCGGUGUUACAGAAAUGUAUGAGUUGAGUGCCGGUCCGCCUAAUCUCUUCCAGAUUCUUGAAAAAGCCUACGAGAGAUCUUCGCUGAUGGGAUGUUCUAUUGAGCCCGAUCCGAACAUACUCGAAGCGGAAACUCCCGAGGGCCUUAUUAAAGGUCAUGCUUACAGCAUAACCAGAGUCCAAUACGUAGAUAUACAGACUCCUAAUGUGACGGGAAAAAUUCCACUCGUGAGGCUCAGGAACCCUUGGGGAAAUGAGAAUGAAUGGAACGGGGCCUGGAGCGACGGGGCGCCCGAAUGGCGGUUCAUCUCGGAAUCCGAAAAGGAAGAGCUCGGUCUCACCUUCGACCACGACGGUGAAUUUUGGAUGUCAUAUAAGGAUUUCCAAAAGCAUUUCAGUCGACUCGAAAUCUGCAAUCUCAAUCCCGACUCCCUAACGGAGGAAGAGCUGAUGGAGGGGAAAAAAAAGAGGUGGGAAAUAUCCGUCUAUGAGGGAGAAUGGGUGCGCGGAGUCACCGCCGGCGGUUGCAGGAACUUCUUAGAUUCGUUCUGGCAUAAUCCUCAGUACCGUGUAACGUUAACCGAGGUGGAUGACGGCGACGACGAAGGGGGUUGCACGAUGAUCGUGGCAUUGAUGCAAAAGAAUAGAAGGCAGAUUAGAAGUACUGGGGGUGAUCUACUUACCAUCGGAUAUGCCAUUUAUCAUCUUCCCUAUCCAGACAGAGUGUCGAAACCGCUAGACAUGAAGUUCUUCAAGUUCAACACUUCCGUGGCCAGAUCCCCCACCUUCAUCAACUUACGUGAGGUCAGCUGCCGGUUCAAGCUGCCUCCCGGCACCUACUGCAUAGUGCCCUCCACCUUCGACCCCAACGAAGAGGGCGAGUUCCUCCUCAGGGUGUUCACUGAACACGAGAACAUUAUGGAGGAAAACGACGAGAACAUCGGUUACGGAGAUAUGGACGCCAAAGUUGAGAAACCGCCCACGCCUCAAGAAGUCCAAGAGACGGAUAAAGCUUACGGUAUUUUCUUGAAGUUGGCCGGGAGAGACGGAGAGGUGGACUGGUCGGAACUGAAGGAAAUUUUAGAUCAGACCAUGAAAUCAGAGCUAGAACUUGACCAAAAACAGGAAAAUAUGCCAAACUGUAAAACAGUUGUCAGCCUUAACGCGGCUCCUCCAUCUGAAGUGCCUCCACAGACCCAAACAAGCGACACUAACAGUUUUGUUCCCGCCCUUUUAAAUCUCAUCUGUGGAACUUUCUGUAAGGAUACUCCUUUGGCUGAAAUUGUACCAGCACCAACACAAAAUACACCGUUAUGUACAAGUUUCUCCGAAAUGCAAAUGUCUCGAUUCUCAAAGGAUAUUUGCCGUAGUAUGGUCGCUAUGCUAGACAUAGAUCGUUCUGGCAAGCUGAAUUACAAGGAGUUUCGAAACUUGUGGACGUCACUUCGACAAUGGAAGAAUGCGUGGAUUUUGUACGACACUGAUAAAUCGGGAACAUUUAGUGGAUUCGAACUUAGGGAAGCUUUGAAUGCCGCGGGAUACAGGUUGAAUAAUAGGAUAUUAAAUGUACUCAUGCAUAGGUAUGGGAAUAAAAAGGGAGAAAUUAACUUCGACGAUUUUAUGAUGUGUACCAUCAAGUUGAAAACUAUGAUAGAUAUUUUUAAAGCAAGAGACGAGGCCAAUACUAACAUUGCCGAUUUCUCACUGGAAGAAUGGUUAGAGUGCACUUUGUAUUCUUAAAAAUAUACUUAUAUACAAUUUAAAUAUACGAUUUUAAUACUUUUACGACUAAUUUAUUUGCACUUUUAAAAAUUGUAAUAUUUUUGUAUUAAUUAUUAAAUAUAUUUUGUAUCCAUAUGCAACAUUAAAAUUGUUAUUUCUACGACGUUGUUACUUGAAAUUACUCAUAGAUUAUAAGAUGUUACCAGUGUUUCGCAAAGUUAUUACCAAAAAUAAAUAUUUACUCAUUUA